Messenger RNA from Lottia gigantea (owl limpet), 594 nucleotides. RefSeq lists its product as hypothetical. The transcript has 4 exons. The coding region runs from base 1 to 594 and encodes 197 amino acids. Lineage: Eukaryota; Metazoa; Mollusca; Gastropoda; Lottiidae. Gene Ontology annotation, cellular component: cytoplasm. The record is from RefSeq and is a predicted model, not a curated record.
AUGUCAUCCAAAGGUAAGAUUCCGUGGGUUGAGUAUAAUGGUGAGGUCAUCGAAGAUUCUACUUUCAUCAUAGAAUUUUUCAAAAAGAAAUUGUCUAUUGAUAUGAAUAAAGAUUUAUCUCUGAAAGAAAAGGGUCUGUCACGAGCUAUCCAAAAGAUGAUAGAAGAAAACUUCUUUUGGUGCUUGGCUCUUUGUCGAUGGAUGUAUGACGAAACAGAUAAACAAUGGAUGGGUCUUGGAUGGUUGGUACCAAAAUUUAUCAAACGGACAGUGAAAAAGAGUACAUGGGCAGCUGGAAUUAGUCGACAUACCCAGAAAGAAGUUUUAGAGAUUAUGGAAUCGGAUAUAAAAGCAAUAUCAGAUAUAUUAGGAAGCCAAAAAUAUAUCAUGGGAAAUGAACCAACUGAGGUGGAUUGUUGUGUGUUUGGUUUUUUGGCUCAGAUCUUCUACGCUUGUCAUGAAAAGUCACUGAUAAGUUUGGUUGGAGAGAAGUAUCCAAACCUUAAAGAUUAUUGUUUGAGAAUGAAGAAUCGUUACUGGGCAGACUGGGAUGAUUGUAUUACACAUGAUGGUACACGAACACCAAUUCGGUAA